Molecule: messenger RNA, 3414 nt
Organism: Tupaia belangeri chinensis (Chinese tree shrew)
Lineage: Eukaryota; Metazoa; Chordata; Mammalia; Scandentia; Tupaiidae
Gene: ESR2
Product: estrogen receptor 2
Exons: 9
Coding region: 464-2140 (558 amino acids)
Biological process (GO): estrogen receptor signaling pathway; cellular response to estradiol stimulus; regulation of DNA-templated transcription
Cellular component (GO): nucleus
Molecular function (GO): sequence-specific DNA binding; nuclear estrogen receptor activity; zinc ion binding
Source: RefSeq, a predicted model, not a curated record
UUUCCCCAGAUCUCCGGGCUGCGGGCUCCGCGAUCACGUGGAAUCAUGAGCUAACCCCCACCCCAGCCCCUUCCUGGUCUUUAAAAGGAAGAACAGACUCCUCGUUAAGCCGUCCGAGACCUUUGCAGUCUCUCCAGCUGCCAACCCUUCCGACCACCACUCCCGCGCUCCGAGGCCGCUGGAAGCGCGGAGGCGGAGAGAACUGCCUCUCUGAACUUGCAGGGCGGAGAGGAGGUGGCGAGAGCUGGCACGCCGAGGGCUGGCAUCGCGCCGCGGCUGGCAUCGCGCCGCGGGCAGGGGCUGGCGUUCCAGGCCAGCGAGGGCGCCGCGAGCCGGUGAACCUGACUGCUCCGGGAGCAGCACGUGCCCUCGCUUGGAGAAUGCACGACCCGUGCGGUUACCUUCGCUUCAGGAAUGGCUUAAAGGCAUUUUUGUCUGCCCAUGGGUCUUUGAGAACAUUAUAAUGCCCCUUUGUGCUUCUUCUCACAAGGAGUUUUCUUGGUUGCUACCUAUUCAAGAAAUGGAUAUCAAAAACUCACCAACUAGCCUUAACUCUCCUGCCUCCUACAACUGUAGUCAAUCCAUCCCGCCCCUGGAACAUGGCCCUAUAUAUAUACCUUCUUCCUAUGUAGAGAGCCGCCGUGAAUAUUCAGCCAUGGCAUUCUACAGCCCUGCUAUGGUGAAUUAUAGCCUUCCCAGCAGCGUCAGUAACUCAGAAGGUGGGACCGGCCGGCAGACCACAAGCCCAAAUGUGUUAUGGCCAACUCCUGGGCACCUCUCUCCGUUAGCAAUCCAUUGCCAGUCUUCACUUCUGUACGCAGAACCUCAAAAGAGUCCUUGGUGCGAAGCACGAUCACUGGAACACACCUUACCUGUGAGAGAGACACUGAAAAGGAAGAUUAGUGGGAGCAGGUGCACCAGCCCUGUCACUAGUCCAAGUUCAAAGAGGGAUGCCCACUUCUGUGCCGUCUGCAGUGAUUAUGCAUCAGGAUAUCACUAUGGAGUCUGGUCAUGCGAAGGUUGUAAAGCCUUUUUUAAAAGAAGCAUUCAAGGACAUAAUGAUUAUAUUUGUCCAGCUACAAACCAGUGUACAAUAGAUAAGAACAGGCGCAAAAGCUGCCAGGCCUGCCGACUCCGCAAGUGCUAUGAAGUAGGAAUGGUGAAGUGCGGCUCCCGGAGAGAGAGGUGUGGAUACCGCAUAGUACGAAGACAGAGAAAUUCCGAGGAACAGCUGCACUGCCAGAGCAAGUCCAGGAAAAAUGGUGGCCACACGAAGGAGCUGCUGCUGAACGCCCUGAGCCCAGAGCAGUUGGUGCUCACCCUCCUGGAGGCUGAGCCGCCCAACGUGCUGGUGAGCCGGCCCAGCACGCCCUUCACCGAAGCCUCCAUGAUGAUGUCCCUGACCAAGCUGGCCGACAAGGAAUUGGUACACAUGAUCGGCUGGGCCAAGAAGAUUCCUGGCUUUGUUGAGCUCAGCCUGUUCGAUCAAGUGCGGCUCUUGGAGAGCUGCUGGCUGGAGGUGCUAAUGGUGGGGCUGAUGUGGCGCUCAAUCGACCACCCUGGCAAGCUCAUCUUUGCUCCAGACCUUGUUCUAGACAGGGAUGAGGGGAAGUGUGUAGAAGGAAUUCUGGAAAUCUUCGAUAUGCUUCUGGCAACGACUUCAAGGUUUCGAGAGUUGAAACUCCAACACAAAGAGUAUCUCUGUGUCAAGGCCAUGAUCCUCCUCAACUCCAGUAUGUACUCUUCAGGUGCAGCAACCCAGGAGGCCGAGAGCAGCCAGAAGCUGACCCACUUACUGAAUGCGGUGACGGACGCUCUGGUCUGGGUGAUCGCCAAGAGUGGCACCUCCUCCCAGCAGCAGUCCGUCCGCCUGGCCAACCUCCUGAUGCUCCUCUCUCACGUCAGGCACGCCAGGUAUGCCAGGUACAGACCAGCAGGAUCAGCCCCACCAGGGCAUGGGGUCACACAGUCAGUUGAGAUGAUGAAGUGCAAAAACGUGGUCCCAGUGUACGACCUGCUGCUGGAGAUGCUGAAUGCCCACACGCUCCACGGGUGCAAGUCUUCCACCUCGGGGUCUGCGGGCAGCCCGGCAGAGGACAGCAAGAGUAAAGAGGGCUCCCAGAGCCUGCAGUCGCAGUGAGGCCCAGUCCUGACAACAGGCCCACAGAGGUGGAGGGCUGAAGGACGGACUCCAGUGUGCGGCAUGGGCCCUGCCGGGCAUUGGUGGUUCAUCAUUGUUCUGUGCGGCUCCCCUGCUUGGUUAUGGCAGGCCCAGCAGGUGCCAUCCUUUCCCCCUCUCCACACCUGGGAGUCUGGGAGAGAAAGCCAGUUUUCCUUGUUACCAGGGGGCAGAUAUGAACGCAGUUUGUCUGUCAUGCAUGGUCCAUAGGAUCCCUAUGCGGUCCCUUGGUGUUUGGUCAUGCUUCCCCCACUUCAGAAAACAUCCUGAAGGUUUUGGAAUGAAUGGUGGAAUUCUGACGUAGGGCCGUAAUUCAGCAUGGGGAGGGAUGGUGACCUACCUAGAGGUUGUUACCUUAGAAUUGACUGUGUGCUUUUCUGACCACCUGAGUGUAGGAUUGACAAUCAACUAACCAUGAUGACAAUCCAUGAGCUAGUUUUACAUUCCUACCUCACAGACCUGUGAGGACUGACGUGCCGACUGCAUUGUGUCCAUGGCUGUGGCUAACCCGUGAGCUGUGUUCUUCCCCCUGCCCUUGCUGCUAUCUUCAUGCAGAUUUACCCCUCUCGAUCUGCAUCUGUAAAGACUGCACAUUAUUUGGAGUGACCAUGUGUGCGUUCAUGAUCCCUUUCAUAGAAGAUCAUGGGGGAUUUUAGUCUCUCUGGUCCUGGAGUUGCCCUUCCUGAAAGCUCUGUUGUCCCAAGAGGGUCCAGGGCACAGUGGAGAAGGGCUGUGUUUGCAGGAACGGAGUUCUCGUCCAUGGGUGGGAGCUACAGCUACAAAGCUUCCCUGGGCAACCGUGACCACUGCAUCAGCCUACCAAAGGAGACAGGGACCCUUCGGGUUGAGGAUGUGUAUAGCUCGCUGCCCUGUGGGAUAAAGAGCUACAGACGCCAGCGUGUCAGCCAGGGGGCCAGAUCAUGGACGUGCUCAAGAGCACAGCACGUCAACGACACCUGGUUUGGGAGCUCUCCUUACAAAAGAGAAAUACGUAGGGGGAAUUAUUAAUAGCCAGAAAGAACUCUUUUGCACCUUAUGAUUCCUUUAAAAUAUUUUCUUAUCAGAACAUUUAUUUCAUGGGCUAGAUGGAACAGAAAAUUAGUAAAAUAUUAGCUCUUACUCCAAGUGGAACAUAAAUAGGAAAGUAGCUCUAAAGUGGCCAUUUCCACUUGCUAUUUUUAAUCCUUUUUAUUUCUUAUUUUUUAAAUUAAUUUACAUUUAUUUACUGAGCAUUG